This is a messenger RNA of Archocentrus centrarchus (flier cichlid), 1062 nucleotides long. RefSeq names its product ADP-ribosylation factor-like 2 binding protein (gene arl2bp). The record is from RefSeq and is a predicted model, not a curated record. Gene Ontology annotation, cellular component: mitochondrial intermembrane space. Lineage: Eukaryota; Metazoa; Chordata; Actinopteri; Cichliformes; Cichlidae. Gene Ontology annotation, biological process: maintenance of protein location in nucleus; positive regulation of tyrosine phosphorylation of STAT protein. The coding region runs from base 76 to 606 and encodes 176 amino acids. The transcript has 7 exons.
AGUUCAGCGGUUUCCCUGGCAACAGCAUUACGUGAGCCAUUUACGACCCACCGUUUAUCGUGUGCUUUAACCGUUAUGGACGGAGGGGAUCGGAAUAUCCGGAGUUCUGCGGGGAACAUCGUCGAUAUGGAUGAAGAGGACUUUGCUAUUUACAGUUCUUCAGCUGCAGACAUGGCCUUUGAUGCAGUUAUUGGCUGCAUAGAGGAGAUCGUCAUGGAGGAUGAUUUCCAGCAGCUUCAGCAGAUUUUCAUGGAAAAAUAUUACCUUGAGUUUGAGGACUCAGAUGAGAACAAGCUCAGCUACACACCCAUCUUUAAUGAAUAUGUUGACUUGCUGGAGAAACACCUGGAACAGCAGCUGGUGGAGAGGAUUCCUGGCUUCAACAUGAGCUCAUUCAAAGAGUUACUCAUGGAGCACAAAGAGGAAGUCUCAGGUGACAUCUUUGACAUGCUGCUGACAUUCACUGACUUCAUGGCUUUCAAGGAGACGUUUCUGCAGUACAGAGCUACAAAGGAAGGCCGGGGUCUGGACCCGAGUCAGGUACUGGUGGUCACGCCUCUGAAUCUUGGAAGCUUCAAACAUGCCGACUCUGCUGAAUCUCAGUAACCCAGAUCAAACAAAACAAAACAAAAACUUGAAUUGCCUCCUCCUCCAAAUGCUGAAGCACAAUUGUAAAAUUGUGUUCAUGGGCUUUGACAAAAGUAUUAAAUUCAGAGGCACCUCACAUAAAUCUAUUGUCUGUACACAAAAGGCUCCUAAUAGCAAAUUUAUAUAUGCACUUCUUUGUGUUUGAUGUGGUGGAAACCAGUGUUAAUUUAGUUGACAAAAUAUUUCCGUCUACCUAAAAUGAUAAAAAUGAUGACGAAAUUAAUUGACACUUUUGUCAAUGAAUGAAAACGAGACAAAAAUGCUUGGUGGGGACGACAUUCAAUCAGAACUUAUUAGAUUUUGUGACAGGGCGGGACAAGUUAGGAAAACAUCCAAUCAAACACACAGUUGCACAAAUUUGCUCUAAACCUGGGAAGACCAAACUAGCCUGUGAUUGGUCGUUCCUUCCGAUAA